Molecule: messenger RNA, 3095 nt
Organism: Papaver somniferum (opium poppy)
Lineage: Eukaryota; Viridiplantae; Streptophyta; Magnoliopsida; Ranunculales; Papaveraceae
Product: probable myosin-binding protein 6
Exons: 2
Coding region: 353-1285 (310 amino acids)
Source: RefSeq, a predicted model, not a curated record
AGAAGAGGAAAUUGAAAAAAACGUUUCGGAUUUUUAAUGAAAAUAUCAUUAAAAUUCAGUCACUCAUUGGAAAUGUAAAUCAAUUGCAGCCUCAAUUUGUGCCUCUUCUUCAUCUUCUUCCACAGACAUAAAUUCCACACACCUUUUAAUUUUCAAUCCAAUCAGAAACCCAAUCUCUUUAUCUCUUCAUCUGUGGAAGAAGAUAAAAAACAGGGUAUUGAUUUCAAAAAGUUUCAAUUUUAGUUGUUUUUCCACUACUUUUCUUAGGGAUUUUUGAUUCGGAAGAACAGAAGAAGGUUGAGUUUGAGUUUGAUUACAGAAAUAAUCAAUCCCUAGAAGAAGAAGAAGAAAAAUGGCUGAAGUUCAGACUCUGGGCGCCAUUGAUGGAUACACGCAGCAGAUGGAUAAUUCCUCUUUUUUCAGAAAUUCCAGGUUUAGUGAAGAUACAACAAAUUCUGGGUUUGGAGCGGCAUUUACUUUCUGUACAGGUGAUAUUGUCCUCUGGGUUCUUUUGAUUUUGUUAACAAUUGGGUCUUACCGUAACAAGGGUUUGAUGAGAAUUUUUGGUGGAUUUUCAAUUGAUUUGAAUCAUGGGUUUUGGUUAUGGUUUGGAGUUUUUGGUUUAUUCUGUUCAAAAAUCUCAUCUUGUUUGGUUGGGAUUGGUAAAUUCUCUAGAAACCCUAGUUCUGAGAAAUCUGAAAAAAUCAUUGAGAAAUCUGCUGAAAUCAGUGAAGAAAUCAAUGAGAAAUCUGUUGAAAUCAGUGAAGAAGGAAAGAAUGAUGGUGAUGAGGAUGAAGAGAUGGGUACUAUUGAGGAAUUGAAGAAAGCAAUUGAGAUUGAAAAAGAAGAGAAGAACAGAGCAAUUACAGAACUAGAGAAUGAGAGAAUGUCAUCAACAUGUGCAACAAAUGAAGCAAUGGAUAUGAUACUGAGGUUACAAUCUGAAAAGAGUUCAAUACAAAUCGAAGCGAAUCAAUCUAAAAGAUUGGCUGAACAGAAACAACAAUAUGAUCAAGAAAUCAUUCAAUCACUACAAUGGGUUAUAUUCAAACAUGAAUCAGAAAGAAGUGUUUUGGAGAAUCAAUUGAAGUUGUGUAAGCUGAAAUUGAGAGAGUGUUUGAAAUUGGAUGAAUUGGAACAAUUUGAAGAAGAGCUGUUGAAUUCCGCAAAUGUGGAAGAGGAUGGAGCUAGUACUGGUUCCCGUGACACGGAUUCUUCGUCUAUGAUACGGAUUCAAAAUCAGGGAAGAAUACAAGGCUAUAUUACAAGAAGCUGGAAUUUCUGAAGUACCAGAAAACUAUGCUAAAUACAGACAUGUCUCAGAUAAGGGCCACCUCCCCCCUUAUAAAGCUAGCUGCUGAACCUUGGGUUUAGUAAAGCCAUUCUUAUAGUUCACGUUCCAGCUUAUGCAGGCUCGACCAGAGCCACUGCCAAAGAGUCCCAACACUGGCAAGACUAGGCUCGAUGGCUGAGUACCAAGGUAGAGAAGAUUUCGAACUCAGGACAACAUGGUUUUGGGUUUUAGUUCAACUGAGAAUACACAGAAGGAACCCGAUAUGCUUCCAUUGAUCUCUGGAGUGAUUGAAGAAGAUUAAAGGCAUUCAUUGAGUUCUAUAAGAAUUCAAAGAUGGGUUUGAACAGGGAUCCGAUUACAAGACUGAUACAUAAGAGAUUUUGGCCAGAAAACAGCAUGAAGAAACCCAAGCUGUUGCCAUUGACAGUGGGCAGUAAAUGGUGAAGAUUAAUGUUGUUUUAGAGUUUUUGAAUGAAUGGGUUGUAUUGUGCAGGGACGGAGAUAAAUGGGUUUAAGAAUCAACAAAGUAAGCUCAAAUCUGUAUCAUCAGCAGAUUGCAAAGAAGAUGUUUGAGAAAAUGCUUGAAUGACAAGUCCUUCCCAAAUUCAAGUUCAGUUGCCAUGAGUUGCGACACCAGCUGUUGCCAAGGAGUGCCAUGGGUCUUGUGUUUGUUUCCAGGGAAGAGGUCAUGUUCAGUUGAAGCAGACCAGUAGUGGUUGAGUUUAUGGAGAGUAGGCCGUUAGGCUUUGAGUUGUAUUUCAGCCGGAAGGUCACUAAACGAAGGAGCUAGGUAGCUGGUUUUCCGUGAGCUUGUUGGCUGUUUAUAAGAGUUUUUGGCAACGACUAGGACUCAUAUUUAGAAGCCAGGAGGAAAAGAAGAUUUGGUACCAAUUUAUUUCAAUUUUUUGAUAGAUUUUGAGCCGAGAGAACAGCCAACAUGUGCUGUCUUUACCGUCGGUUUUUGGAGCAGUGUAUGGCGGAAAUUCGAAGCUUAUAGAACAAGGAUUGUUGGGUCAGUUUUAGGUUACGAAAUUGCAGGGGUUUGGAAGAACGAAUUGAGAGUUAUAAAAGGACCUAAACCUACAGAAAAGAGAAUCAUCUCAUACCCACUACAGCUGCCGCAACCCCUAAUUUCAGCGAGCUUUUGCUCGUUGAACAGCCACCACUAUCUGCAUAAUCAUCUCCAUCCACCUGCAUCUCCACCAGCAUUAUCCUACAGCAUCAGUUUGCACCCUGUUUUGCAUAUCCGCCUGCAUCUUGUCGAGCUACAGCAUAAACCUUCAUCACCAGCUGCAUACAUCCAUUACAGUAUCAGUUGCCACGUCAACUUCAGGUUCUCCAGUUCAAGUUAGCUGCCAUUCACGACCACCAUCAUCCAUCUUACUUGCAUACAACCACAGCAGUCCAUCUUUCUCCCCCAGCUACUUAUUCGCAGCAACCUCAACAGCACCAGUCCAGCAGGAGUUUUACUUUGCCGCCACCAUCUUUUAUCACCAGGCCAUGCAGUUUUCACACCACCAUUCCACCUGCUGCUGCCUGGGUUUGCUUAUUUAGUUUCGAAGUCGUAUUUUGCUGUUUUGUUUUGUUUUACCAUGAACAAAUAAACAAAAUAAAAAAAAUCAAGGCAAAUGGAGGAAUACACAAAAGGUGUAAUUUUAUUAAUCUCAAAAGAGGGUUUGUAAACCCUUAGUACAUUUGAGUGAGGUUUCAUGACCUUUUAAAAGUAGGGGUUGUGUCCUAUUCUCAGAUUUUGUUUGUUCAACCAUGAGACUUGUUAAGUAUUGUGUGCUUUUAGGUAUCA